AUGCAUGUCAUACUGUGCCUGGUGACCGGCCUUUUGGCUUUGGCUGGUAAAUCCGCUGCUGAAUGCGACUCGUACGGAUAUGAUUUCGUCAACAAUGGAGGCCCUUACUGCAUCCACACGACCUCUACCGCCUACUUUUCGUUCGGAACCGAAUUCUUUGGCUGUCAGCCCAGUGACGUUCAGGGUUCUGUCACUCCAAUUCUGGUCGACCCAAAUAGCGAUGAGUACUUCUGCUCCGACAUUGCCGUUCAACCAGAUGGGGAAGAUAUGGUGUCGACAUGCAACGUUCCCGGGAACGAAGUAACGAAGAACAACAUGUUCUCUGGGGACUGGACGAUCGUCAUCGAAGGUCUGACCUUCGCCUGGAUGAGAUCGUUUUCUAUCAUUGCGGCACCGCCCGUGGUUGUGACAACUACUCCCACUGCCACAUUCACCGUCACAUCUACCCCGUCUACCACAAUCACGACAACAAUCACCAACGUCUAUUCGACUACCGCAUCUCCUUCCACCGUUACAGUACCUACCACGACCACAACAAGAACCAUUACCACCACUCCCCCGCAAGUCACGGUAUAUUGGACCUCGACCAUAACACGGACACGUACCACUAGAGUGUUUUCUAAAACAAUCUCGACCACCACUGUCACCACGUCAUGCAAAACGCAAACGCCAGCAAGAGAUCCUACGUGUACCAUUCGGCCUACGAAGGCUACACUUGCCGCAGCCAACGAGUCCUUCACGAUCGUCCCGCGAGUGCGUCAGUUUGGAAGACCUGGAUGGAAGGCGGAGAAGCGAGCGAUUGAUCGAAGACAGGACACGACACCGGUUGAUCCUGGCCCAGAUCAAUGCACUACAACUGUUGUCGAUACUGCGGAUGCUGUUUCUUCAUAUACGACAGUGACAGCGCCGACUAGCACUGAAAUCGACACGGAAAAUGCGACGACGACAACCACAGUCACGCCUCCGCCCGUAACGGCAUACUCUGGAAAGGCAAAGACAACCAUCACAAUCACCGAACCUACGCCCACACGCACCCGUACCACUCGUACCUACCAGACAGUUUGGACCACCUCGACAGUAUGGGCAACCAUCACCUCGACGGUCAUGACAGCGCCCUCUGGAUGGGUCUGUGCUACGUCUGCAGGGAUUUUAGGGCUUUGA
Fonsecaea multimorphosa CBS 102226 is the source of this 1161-nucleotide messenger RNA. RefSeq lists its product as uncharacterized. Lineage: Eukaryota; Fungi; Ascomycota; Eurotiomycetes; Chaetothyriales; Herpotrichiellaceae. Bases 1 to 1161 code for a protein of 386 amino acids. The transcript is spliced from 6 exons. The record is from RefSeq and is a predicted model, not a curated record.